AUGAUCUUAAAGAAGAAAAAGGCUGGAAGAGCAGCAGAACUAUCAGCAGAUAGUCACAAAUGAGAUCCAUGCUAGAGGCAGUAUAAUUUUGAGGGCACUGAAGGAUCAAUUCUCAAGAUAACUGAAAAAAGGAGAGACUAAAAAACAUCUGGAAAAAUAUAUAAGGAUGUUAUUAUUUACUUUAAAAGGCAAUUAAGAAAAUAUCAAUAGCUAUCCAUUCAUAUACCUGCUUCCUAUGGAUAAUUUAUUCUUUAACAAUGAUCUAUGUAUAUAUUGAAGAUUUCAUUGAUGAAGAUAGAGAAAGUAACAGGCAGAAUUUUGCAAGUAUUUUUCUCUAGCAGAUCACAUCUUUUAUAGUCAUAUGUAAAGAAUUAAAAGGUAUAGAAAGUACAAGAUUCCACUUAUGUUUUCAAUUGUUGACUAUAAGAAUGUAUUUGAUUCAGUAGUUCAAAAUACUACCUCAAGGCUCUUCUCCAACCAAUGUCUCUCACACACAUGUUAAAAAUAAUACAAGAUUCCUUGAAAGAUGCUACAAUGGAGAUAGAUUUCUUCCAUAGCCCUCUGAUAUCAAGAGAGGCAUAAAAUAGAGAUAAAUGCUCACCAUAGGUGUUUUCCACUGUUAUAGAGAGUGUGCUGUGCCAAGUCCAAAUGAAAAUGGGAUUCCAGUAGAUGGAGAAUCCUAUAGAUUGUCUUUUUUAUGGAUUGCAUUGAGCCUCAUAAAUGUGAUCCAUAAUCAAUGAUUGUUUGGUUAGUUAUCCACAUGGGACAAACCAAAUGGAUGAAGAAUGCCUGUUGUCCAGACUAUGCUAUGCGAUUGGGUAGACAACCCAGCCAGAAGUGUAGAUGGGUAAGUGAGUGGGGACUGGAAUUGAAAAGAAGACAUAGAGUUGGAUUAAUUUAGAAAAAUUGCAUGGUUCUUUUAAGGGUUCCAGUCUUUUCCCUGGAACAGAGUUUAUCUCUUUAAUGUCAUUAUUAUUCUGGCAAUGACUGUGGAUGUUUGGAAUGCCAUAGUCUCUAAAGCAUUUAAGAUUUCAGAGCACCAAGAUGGGGAUGGAGAAAUGGCAGGGGAGGGGAGUAGAAUGUCAGUGGGCUGUAGCACAUUACCAACAAAGGACUGUGCAGGAGCAGCAGCAGCAAGCAAAAUGUCAAAGAGAUGUCUCCUUGGCCAGGCAGCAAGAAUGAGGGGUAACGGGUGGCCAGCCUGUACGCCCCAUUGGUACCGGUGGAAUGUCGGGAGUUGAAGAGGAAAACCUUCGAGAUGUUAGGAGGAUCUCCUGUUGGGCAGAGUGGUGGGAUGACGGGGAGAAGAUCACCCCAGAAGGAAAAAUGGGAGGAAGGAACCCCAUGAAUGAGGUCAGAAAUCCAUCGGAGUGUUGGAGAUGUGGGAGGCCGCUAUCGUGACCUCUGCAUCAGAGACCCUGGCUUUGAUUCUCAUCUCUGUCGUUUGUCCUUGAUGGAUUCUCUCAGCUGUAAAAUCAAUGUAGGCAAAAAGACCUUGCUCAAAGGCUGCUUGUAGGAAUCAAAGGAGAUAAUAUAUGUGAACAUGCUUUGUAAACUGUAAGUGUAUAUAAAGAAGGCCAGUGUAGCCAAAAGAGCACUGGACUUGGAAUCAAGUGAAACAUGCAUUCAGCUCCCAGUUCGGACUCUCUAAUAGUUGUAUGAUCAGGGCAAGUUGAUUCGGAGCUGCCACAGUUUCCUUGCUGGUAAAAUGCAUAUCAUAUUGCCUGUUGCACCCACCUCCCAGUCUCAUGAUGUGAAAAUCUUGUUAUAGAAUGUGUCCAAAGCGCUGGGGAAAGCUUGAAGCACUUCUUAAACCACUCUGGUUCCUCCUCAUGGCUGUUAAUCCACCAAGCUCACACAGGGACCCCAGCUGGGCCUGGGCACUUUGACAUGAGCCCUCUCCACCCAAAUGGCCUCCUGUGGUGUCUCCGUGUCAGUGAGAGAUCACUUUACAGAGAUCACCAGAAGCUGGAGAGGGAGGCCCGGAUCUGCCGUCUCCUGAAGCACUCCAACAUUGUUCGUCUCCAUGACAGCAUCUCCGAGGAAGGCUUCCACUACCUCGUGUUUGAUCUAGUCACCGGUGGAGAGCUUUUUGAAGACAUUGUGGCAAGAGAGUACUACAGUGAAGCCGACGCCAGUCAUUGCAUCCAGCAGAUCCUGGAGGCUGUUCUCCAUUGCCACCAAAUGGGGGUCGUCCACAGAGACCUCAAGCCAGAGAACCUCCUCUUGGCCAGUAAGUGCAAAGGAGCCGCAGUGAAACUGGCAGAUUUUGGCCUGGCCAUCGAGGUGCAGGGGGACCAACAGGCAUGGUUUGGUUUUGCGGGCACUCCUGGCUAUCUGUCCCCAGAAGUUCUUCGUAAAGAAGCUUAUGGAAAGCCUGUGGAUAUCUGGGCUUGUGGUGUGAUCCUCUACAUUCUGCUUGUGGGCUAUCCUCCAUUCUGGGAUGAAGAUCAGCACAAACUUUAUCAGCAGAUCAAGGCUGGAGCUUAUGAUUUCCCAUCCCCUGAGUGGGAUACUGUUACUCCUGAAGCCAAAAACCUCAUCAACCAGAUGCUAACCAUCAACCCUGCAAAAAGGAUCACAGCUCAUGAGGCCCUGAAGCACCCAUGGGUCUGCCAACGCUCAACCGUGGCCUCAAUGAUGCACAGGCAGGAGACUGUGGAGUGUCUCAAGAAAUUCAAUGCCAGGAGAAAGCUCAAGGGGGCAAUCCUUACCACCAUGCUGGCAACACGAAACUUCUCAGUGGGCAGACAGACCACCGCUCCGGCCACAAUGUCAGCUGCGGCCUCCGGUGCCACCAUGGGGUUGGUGGAACAAGCUAAGAGCUUACUGAAUAAGAAGGCGGAUGGAGUCAAGCCCCAGACGAACAGCACCAAAAACAGCGCGGGUGUCACCAGCCCCAAGGGGACGCUCCCUCCUGCUGCCCUGGAGCCUCAAACCACCGUUAUCCAUAACCCAGUGGACGGGAUAAAGGAAUCAUCAGACAGCACCAACACCACCAUAGAGGAUGAAGACACUAAAGUACCCAGGAUCUCUGAUAUUUUAAGCUCGGUGAGGAGGGGUUCAGGGCCCCCGGAAGCUGAGGGGCCCCAGCCAGCUAUGCCCCAGCCAUGUCCGUCUCCAUCUCUCCUAAGCUCCUUGCCUGUCCUGUCCCCCAGGAUCUCUGACAUUCUAAGCCCAGUGAGAAGGGGUUCAGGGCCCCUGGAAGCCGAGGGGCCACAACCGGCCGUUCCCCAGCCUUGUCCGUCUCCGACUUUCAUGAGCCCCCUGCCAUUCCCAUCCCCCAGGAUUUCUGACAUUCUAAGUCCAGUGAGGAGAGGUUCAGGGACACCGGACGCUGAGGGGCCCCAGCCAGCUGUGCCCCAGUCCUGUCCAUCUCCAUCUCUCCUAAGCCCCCUGCCCACCUCAUCUCGCAAGCAAGAGAUUAUCAAGAUCACAGAGCAGCUGAUAGAGGCUGUCAAUAAUGGGGACUUUGAGGCCUAUGCGAAAAUUUGUGAUCCAGGCCUGACCUCAUUUGAACCUGAAGCUCUUGGCAACCUUGUAGAAGGGAUGGACUUCCACAGAUUCUAUUUUGAGAAUUUGCUCGCCAAGAACAGCAAGCCCAUCCACACCACCAUCCUGAACCCCCACGUGCACGUCAUUGGCGAGGAUGCAGCCUGCAUUGCCUACAUCCGUCUCACGCAGUACAUCGACGGGCAGGGCCGACCCCGCACCAGCCAGUCAGAAGAGACCCGUGUCUGGCACCGCCGCGAUGGCAAGUGGCAGAACGUCCACUUCCACUGUUCAGGUGCACCUGUGGCCCCGCUGCAGUGAAGAACCAGUACAUCCUUUUGUGGUUUCAUCCUGACGGAGACGGUGAUUGGAGCGGAGCCGCCACUCGCCGGGUGGUAGCGCCCACCGCGUCAGCAUGCUCGUGUCUGCCUCGUCCCUCCCUCCCCUGGUGCCUGUGUCUGCAGAAAACAAGACCAGAUGUGAUUUCUUUUUAAAAAACAAACAAACAUACAAACAAACAAACAAACAACCGGCAACUACAACAACAACAACAAAAAGCAACCAAUGAAAUGAGGAAAAAAAAACCACCAUGAUACAAAAAAUGAAACCAAGAAAAAAAGCUGUAAAAAUCACUGGCGUUUGUGGGGCUUCAAAACCAACCAGCUGCUCCUCCCGUCCACAGCUCCAUGUGUGUGUCUGUCCGUCUGUUCCUCGGCUGUCUUGGGUGACCAGAUGUUGCAAUGAAAAUGUCCACAAGGCUCCACCCCUUUUGUUGACCCCUGUGUUGAACGGUGUUAGUUUGUUAGAUGAAAAAAAAAACCACACAAAACCCACAAAAAAAAAAAAAAAAAAAAAACCAAAAAACAAACAAAAAAAAAAAAAAACUAAGGUAUUUUGCAUUCUCUCUGCCAACGCAUGGGCCUUUGCCAGUGGUGUACUUGCACGUGGCCGUCGUGAGCUGUUACCGUUUGUCUUUUCAGGGACGUGGGGCUGCUGGCUCCAGGUUUUCCUUUGCCUUUUCCCUCUAGUUGUGCCUGUGGGUUGCUGUCACUCCUUCCUUCCUUCCACCCAACAUCUUUCUUUGGUUGAGGAGGAAAGAGGCAUCCCUGGGCUCUGUCCCUUCUGUGCCAGGCAGAUUACUGGUCAGCAAUGUGUCCAGUGUUAUUGGAAAAUGACUCCCCGGCUCCAGAUGGGUUAGGAUCCCGGCACUCACACUAGGGGACAUCCCCCGCUCUUGUCAUCCCCCUCAACUAAAGGGCCUGUGUCAAGAACCUCCUUGUGCCAUGUUGACCUCGUCUCUUACUCUGAAGCCUUGAAGGCUGGUGAUGGCAUGAAGGGCGAGCAGCUCUGGGUGAGGAUUGUGAAGAGGGCUGAGGGGCAUAGCUGGGAGAGGGGAAAAAGAUGGGGGCUGGGACAUGUAGGGGUACGAGAAUCCUGGUCCUUUGGAACCCCGAUUUUGUAGGUGUCUGCUGGCCCAAGAGUGGGGGGAGCUUGGGCCAGCCAGCUCCCAAGUGUCCAAGAGAGUAUGCUAAACCUCACAGAAAGGGGAACUCAAUCUUCUGGAGACAAAGCAUCAUCUCUUAUCAACUCUCCUUUCCUCUCCUUAGCCCUAACAACUUCACAGAUGGGAAGCACAGCCAGAGAAAUUAGCAGACCCUGGGCUGUGCCCCCAGGGCCUCUGUAACCUCUUCAGUUUAACCAGGAUCUUAAUCCCUUCCCCUCAACUGACAGAGACAACUCAGGAGCCAAGACUCCCAAAUAACCAGCUAUAGAAAAUGAGGGCUUUGGACCCUCAGGAAAUAAUCUUUCUUCUUGCCUUGAUGGAUAUUGAAAGCAGCUUCUGCUUCUUCCCUCUGUCUGGCUGGUCUCUGCACAGUAGACAGUGAAUGUAUUGACAGCUUUGUGGCGGCUCCUCUGAAUUUCGAUCCAGAGAAAUUUGUUUCCUCCUUUAGUUCUUUCUGACCCUCCGUAGGGGCAUUCCAAUCUCUCCUCCUAUCAGGAUAAGAAUCAGCAGUUCAGAAAGGUUACAUACAGAUUUAGGCCUUUCUUCCUCCUGCUAUCCCAGCCCCUGAAAUGGGGGUAAAGAGGUUGUUAUUUUCCUUUAUGUUAUCCCUUUCCCAACCUAGGUGAUAGGUCUUGUGGAGGACUACCCAGAGGUAUUGUGUGCUCUCCUAUGGAGAGGCCUCCGGCAUUAUGGGAUGUAGGAAAUGGGGGAGGGAGGUAAGGCCAGUCUCCACCUCCACUCCUCCACCCUAUCCCCUUCACUGAAGGUGAGAGAAGAGGGAAUCUUGUAAUUGGCGAUUGGAGGCAGUCUAAGACCAAGCAGUUAUUUCCUCAAAUUCUCUCCAGUAGAGCAGUAAGGAUCUGAACUCUGCAAGAACCUAGCUAGAUUGUGGGGAGUUCCCUAGAGAAAAAAGGACAGGUCAAGAUAGAACAGAGAAUCUAGCAUUAGACCAGUGAGCCCUGUCAUUGAUUUCCCUGACCUGUGGUUGGAAUUUACAGAGUGGCCAUCUCUGGAUGGAAAAUCAGUGGCUGGCUACAGUGUGGCCCUGGCAACUCCAGAGAAUCCUGAGAAUAGGUGAAUAGUGUCUGGAUUUCUUGGGAGCCAGAACUGAAGGAUGGUUGUGAGGGAGAUGCUGCCUUUGGAGACAUGGCCAUCUGCAUGUAAUCCCUGAGAGAGCAUCACUUGCCAGUGGGGUUAGUAGGACGCAGUGAGCCAUACCUCAUAAGUAGGAAAUGAAGUUGUCAUGUUGUUUACAUGAAGCUGCUGCUGAAUUGAUUGAUAUUAACAACCACUUGAUAUAUUUAUUGAUGACCUACUCUGUUCAAGGAUCAUGUUGAUGGAUUAGGAAGGAACAGGUUCAGAAAACAUAAAAAAUACAAUGGGGAUGAAUGGCUUUCUUCUUGGGAACUUCAGCUGCCAAACUUGAAUUGGAAAAUUAAAGGGAAGAUGCUGGUCUAGGCCCUAUUUUCAUUUUCCCCUGGCAAUAAGAGAACAUUGCAAGGAAUUCCCACCAUGGAAAUCAGGGACGUGAGACAGGAAUGGUUCUAGGGCUAUUUGGCAAGAUCAGAGAAGACACACAUCAGUCUAUAAAACCUGGGCUCAAUGGUGAAAACACCAGGAGUUUGAGAGGGUUAGAAACUGACCCUCAGAUAAAAUAUGAGAAAGAUAAGUUGAGAACUGGAUGUCUGCUCUUAAUCUGACUUUGGGAAGUGAACAUUGUGAUUCUUAUGCUGAAGGUAAGCAGUGACAGAGAUGGGGAUGGCCUUUAUGGCAUCCUUUAGUCUGCUUCCCACCCUAGCCUCGAAAUCUCAGAGCCUCCUUUCAGCCUCCAAUGUAGAUCUCCUCAUUCCCUGGCUGCUAUGUUUGGUCUGAAAUAGCAUACUUUCCUUAGUCUUCAUCAAUUAUUAGAAGUAGAAUUAAUGUGAGAGGAAUUCAUGGGCUCCUGCCCUCACCUGGCGUAUUGUUCUGAUAUUUGUCCCUUUGAUCCAAUCUAACAAGUAUUUAUUAGGUGCCUAUAUGUGCAGGAGGCAUUGUACUAGGCACCAAAGUUCCCAAAAUAAAAUAAAAACAGAUCCCUGUCCUCGAGGGGCAUAUGGGAGAAGGGAUUUCAGCCAAGCAUGGAAAGUUAUCAUUUUAGCCAAGCAGUCCUAAGAAGGAGAGGUGAGAGGGAAGAAGAAGAAAGGAAGCUGGAAGGAAGUGAGAGAGAGAAGGUGGCCAUGGGGAUCCAUGGGGAUGAUCCGGACUCAGGAUCAGCCAAACCAAUAGUACAGCAUCUGGCCUGAGAAGACAGAGAGGCUGCUUAGGUCAGUCUGGGGCCCCUGAGGAUGAGACUGUGGGCUGAGGUAGCUGUUCCUCCUCUCCCUUGGCUAGGAAAAAUUCAGCUCUAAUAAUGCUACGGCGUCUCUCUUUGUAUUAGUUUUGCAAAUGUGGACAGUCCUUCCUCAAGGAGUUUGUGUUGAGGAUGCAUCCAGACCUCAGGAAGAUGAAGCAAAGACAGCACAAUGGCAGGCAGGAUACAAAAGUUCAAGGCUUCUGCUUAGCUUCAUUGAGGGGGUGGGGGGUGGGGGGAUGGCUGAUAAUGGAGAGAAUUGAUUCUCUUUGACUAAAAAUGUUGAGUUGCUCAGGGAUGAGUGCCCCAGACUUGGGACAGUUGGUGGGCUGAUUGAACUGUUGAUGGUGAAUUCUGGUCCCAUCCUUUACCCAACCUAUUUGGUAUAGCAAUCCCUUAGCUGAUCCAGUGAGAGUCCAUCUAUCCAAUAACUACUUUUGCCUAGGCCAGAGACUUUUUUAGGAGAAGGGGGGUUAGUUUUGCAGGAGAGUUUUCCUCCUUGCCAUGCAAAGUGCCAUCCUUAACUCAAUGGAAGUAUUUUUUGGUGGCCAUCUGCACUGGAGAAGAAAACAGAUAGCUGUUUGAAGAAAGUUUUGUGGGAGUGAUGAAGUAUGGGCCAGAAGUUAAGUGUAGAAGGAAAGAGAGGGAUCUCAGGUGUGACAGGUUGAAAGCCAUCAGGUGGCAUAGUUUAACUAUGGCAGUCCUUCCCUGGCUAUUGAUGCGGAGCUAUGAGCACCAGGAGUGAGAAACACGGUGUAAGGAAGUAGCCUUGGAUGCCGUGCCAUCUGCCGUUCUCAGAGGAGUCCAACCUGGUCUAGCUCAUCUCUGAUUCAGAGAUUCUCAGAAGUACUCUACAGUAAAACGAAGGGUCUGGAAGGGUCUGUGAUUCUUAUGCCCACCCUAGAGUGCAACCUGACCCUUGGAUGGACCAAAACGGAGGUCCUUUGAACCUAGAUUACCAAGUGAUUCUGGGCUACUAGAGACUGCAGUGACCACCUUCAGGUCCACAUGGCCUUUUAGCGUUUGAAAGGAAAUGAGGGUGGGUUGUUUACUGCACCCUAUUUCAUUAUUCUUUAAAGACCCCAAAGUUUGAACCAGCCGGGCUUCCUUUGACCAAGAAGGCUCUCCCCAUGUCUUAGAACAAAUGAGUCUAAAGCAAUAGGCUGGAAACUUGACAGCAGGGGUGAAGGAACUAUUCCUGACACUCAUUUCAAUCAUCUAUGAACAAAACAAAAAACAAAUACAUAGGCUACAUCUCUACAUUCUUUGCUCCCAGGGUAAGUCAAAGGCUCUACUCCUAGGGGCCACGGGCACCUCUAUGAGCAAAGUGUUCACAGAAACUCAGUUUGAGUUAGUUCCUGGGAUAUUGAUCACUUUAAUAUCAACCCACAUGCAUAUAAAUGUACAUACAUACAUACAUACACAUAUACAGAAAUGCUUUUGAUCAUAAAAAUGUCCAUAUUCAUACAUGGGCUUGAGCAAUGAUUUCAAAAUGUGCUUUUCAGAUACUGCAACAUGUUUUUAAUUAAAAACAUACAUCCUGGGGAGUUUUAAAUUGAAGAGUGAAGUACAGUCUGGUAAGGAUGGAAUAGAUAUCAUCUCCAAAAAGAUUAAAAAUCAUGUUCAGACAGAAGGUAUCACCGUUUGAAUGAUAUUGUUCAUUUUGUUCAUUGGAGUCUCAAGGCACAAGCAGGUGGUAUACCUAGGAAGCCAGCAAUCAGGAUCAGGUAUUAACUCUCUCCUUUCCACACAACCAGCAAACUUCAUUCAUUACUACAGCACAGUCAUAAAGGCCCUUUGGAAUGAUUGUAAAUAUUUGUUACAUAGACUUCCAUUUUAUCUCACAGAAAAUUGAGAAAGCUAUUUUGCCAGAAAUCUCCUUUGGCACUAGGGAUCCCAGCAAUUCCUUCAUCCUCUAACUGCAAUUCAAUCCCUUCAGACUCCUUUCUUUUCCCUGAACCACCUGCAGAUCUCUGGAUGAGGUAGAGGUUAAACUUCCUAACUCCUUUCACCCCUCCCAACCCAAAUGUAUUCCUAAUGUUGAGCAUACACUUGAGCUGGUUGAGGCACUGUUGUAUUUUGAUGUACCUCUUGUGAGUGGGUGAUAGAAUUGGUGGACACUUUUUAGAGGUUAAGGGGUAAGCCCUGACCACAUUACUUGGAUCAUGAGAAAGGAGAUUUCCUGGAGGGAGAAACAGUCUGGAACUGAGCUCAUAAAGGAGUUUGAAGUUUGUAGAUAACUUGAAAACAUAACCUAAAAGGGCCUAAUGAUGAAUGGAUGACCAGAUGCAUGGAUGGAUGGAUGGAUGAAUGGAUGGAUGGAUGGAUGGUGAACUAGAGAAGAGGCUAGGGUAAUGCCUUAAUUUUCCAUGUUUAGGAAAGGGGGCUAUGUGUAGCUCUCAUUAGAUGGGGUUUUCCCUCUAUCUGGGCCUGAUUUUCCCAUUUAGUUUGUAUGUGUUCUCUUCUGGGGAAGAAUGAGUUGGCAAGGUGCCCCAACAGAUGGAUGGAAAUUAUAUAACGGAAUAAUGCUGUUUGAUGGAAUAAUCAGAUGAUGGAGGUUGGGAGGGACAGAGUUGCUAAGACAGGGGCACCAGAGGGUUGAGGACAGAGUAGGAGGGGAGAAGAUCUGGAAUCAAUUAACUCAAAGGAACUACAAAUUGGAUUAAAUCAAUUGAAUUUAAUCCUGAGCUAAGAGGCAUCCCUCACUGGCCACCUUUUUGCCCCAUCCUUAGAAGCCACUCAGACACCCCCCUAGCAAUUCACUUUUAAUUUAAGUGUAAUUUCUUUUUCUUUCCCUCUAAAUAAAGCGAAGUGAGAGGAAAGAAGGGGAAGAGGGAUGGGUUAUCAGGUGGUCCCUGUUUGAGAGUAGAACAGAACUCCGAGCCCAUGGAGAAGAGAUUUAGAACACAAGCUCUUUCAGUGGCAAACCCUACAAUGGAUACCCAUUUCAAAAUCAACAACAAAAUGACUGUAAGAUGCUAGAUUGCCAUCUUGUGACUGGCAGGGUUUUCCCUUAAUUCUUUAAGUGACUGAAUAAAAGUUCCCCCCAUUAGAGGACACUAGGCAUUCCUGCCUGGAGCCAAGUCUGGGCUGGGAGCUUCUGGGGUAAGAGGACCAUCAGUCCUGCUUGCCCCCUAACAACGUGUGUGACCCAGCAUUUGGCAGCAAAGGGGACCACGGAAAGCCUGUCCCACCUCCUACCCUCUUGUGUCCUGGGGCCUCUUCACUCUCCUUUACCAGUCAUCUUGUUAUAACUAUGGAGCUGCGUGUCUGGGGUUAUUUGGGGAUUUGGGGGGGGAGGGAGGAGGGGUAAUUUUUUUUUGCAUGACCUCUAAAGAGAAAAAAAAAACAUAUAAAUCUAUUGAUAGCUAGGUAUACAUAACUUUUGGCAUGUGUAUAUCUAUCUAUCCUGAGGAAGAGAACUUGAUGAAAGAUGAGCACUCUGCUCCAUGAAUGCUAGGGGAUCUUUCCUCUUUUCUGACUUUCUCUUCUUUCUUUUUGCUGAGUUUCAUUGUCUUUUCUUUCUGAGCCUUGUAAGUGUAAAAACAAAAAUGAUUCUUAUUUUGUUCUGUCUCGGGAAACUGCAAAUAAAACAAAACAAAAAAAUGGGACAAA
Molecule: messenger RNA, 10940 nt
Organism: Sarcophilus harrisii (Tasmanian devil)
Lineage: Eukaryota; Metazoa; Chordata; Mammalia; Dasyuromorphia; Dasyuridae
Gene: CAMK2B
Product: calcium/calmodulin dependent protein kinase II beta
Exons: 23
Coding region: 1891-3813 (640 amino acids)
Biological process (GO): protein phosphorylation
Cellular component (GO): cytoplasm; neuron projection
Molecular function (GO): calcium/calmodulin-dependent protein kinase activity; calmodulin binding; ATP binding
Source: RefSeq, a predicted model, not a curated record